AUGGCAGAAGCGUCGAGCCAGACGCCGGCCACGGUGUCGACUCCCUCGUCGUCGGCCGCCGGCACCGUCACAGGGCCCCAGCCCUCUGUAUCGCACGACCACUCGGUCAAUGGCAGCCAGCACGACGGAGACAACAGCUUGGACUCGUCGACCAAGGCCCCCAAGGACCGCAGCUGCCCGUUCUGCAACCAAGCCUUUACCUCUUCCUCCCUCGGCCGCCAUCUGGAUCUCUACAUUAAGCCCAAGCCGGCCGAUGGCAUCCACGACGUCGAAAAGAUCAAGGUCAUGCGAGGCGGCAUCACGAGACGCCAGCCGAGAAACAGUCUGAGGGCCAGUGCAAACAACAACAGCAGGCUUCAACACGACGAAGAUGCCGCCAGCGACCGCGGCACCCCGACCGGCCAGUGGGGUCGUCGGAUGACCAUUUCGUCCCAGGACACAGCUGGCGGCGCCUCGAGCGCCAUGGGCGUCAGCCCCGUCAACCUGCGCGACCCCCGUUUCGGCCUCAACACUGCAACCUGGCAGGGUACUGGCGUUAUCAACAACCUACCGCCGCGCAUGUCCGAUGAAUCUCAGGACAAUGCAAAGGCUGCCGAGUUGGCUCUGCGUGAACUUCUCGACAGUCUCGAGGCUGCCAGACGCCGAGUCUCGCACCAGGAUGUUUUCAACUUCGACUUUUGCUCCAUGAACUUCCCCUCGCUCUGUCUGCACGCGCUUCCCGCUCCCCAAACCCUCUUCUCCAUGACGCCUUUUGCUAGCAGUGACUCGUGGUCCCUCGACGUUCCCUCGGAUGCCCAGCUCGAUGCCCUCCAACGCCAGAUCACACAACGUGUUCAACAGAAGCCCACGCCCACUCCUGAAAAAGAUGUCCGCAGAUUACAGAUGCAUCUACAAGCUGCCUGGAACAAUUGGUCUCCCCUAUCAGACAAAGAUAAAAGCUCAACUUGGGGCAUUGAGAUUUUGCGUGCCUUUGCUCGUGCCGAUCAGCGCUCAAAAGAGAAGGAGGAGGAAUUGGUCAAAGCACAACAAGAGAUCGCCCAGCUCAAGGAGCAGUUUGCUCGAAUGAGCAACCUCCAAUUGCCCCGCGAGUUCAUGCUGCAGCCGCCCGUCUCUCUACCCCUCGACCCUGCCAUCGUCUCGGAUAUGUUGACCAAGGACCAAUCUCGCGACUGGGACUACGACCGUAUGAUUGGCAGAUGGAGGGGCGCUGUUAAGGCCGGCAAGCUUGGAGGUGCUGCCGUCAGCCUACAACCUACGCCAAAUGAACAAACUGCUAUCUCGACUCCAUCGGGUCAUUCUACUGCCCUGGCAAGAAAUACCCACCCCGCUGCUGCUCAGCUGCCUACAACCUCUCCUUACGAUACAAGAGUCAACCAAACUCCUCUCCAGAACGGACAUGCAUCUGCCCAUGGACCCGCCUCUCGUCAACUCGGCGCCCACCAGAUUGACGACGACGAAGAUGCUGACGCUGAUGCCGACGCCGAUGCUGAUGCAGACGCUGACGCUGAUGCAGAUGCAGACGCUGAUGCCGACGGCGAAGAUGCCCCAAUGGGCAACGCACCGCACUGGGGCUCUCACCCUCAGCACAGCUUCGGUAGCGACACCCACAUGGGUGGCAUGACCAACGCUAACGGCAAGCGUCCCCUUCCUCCCUUCGAUCGUUCCAACUCCAAGAACGCGAAGAUGUACCAUGAUAGCCCUCUUCCUUCCGACACCGAUGUCUUUGGGACCCGUGCCGUCGGUCAGGUUUAG
Messenger RNA from Aureobasidium uvarum, 1752 nucleotides. The record is from the annotation of a GenBank genome assembly. NCBI's taxonomy places the organism in Eukaryota, Fungi, Ascomycota, Dothideomycetes, Dothideales, Saccotheciaceae.